This is a messenger RNA of Xenopus laevis (African clawed frog), 1926 nucleotides long. RefSeq names its product influenza virus NS1A binding protein S homeolog (gene ivns1abp.S). Lineage: Eukaryota; Metazoa; Chordata; Amphibia; Anura; Pipidae. Bases 16 to 693 code for a protein of 225 amino acids. The record is from RefSeq and is marked predicted. The transcript has 5 exons.
GAUACACACAGGAAAAUGGUUCCUAACGGAUCUUUAAAUUUUGAAGACGACCAAUUUAUUGAAUCAUCCGUGGCUAAAUUAAAUGCCUUGCGCAAAAGCGGACAGUUUUGUGAUGUCAAACUACAGGUCUGCGGCCAUGAGAUGCUGGCACACAGAGCAGUUCUUGCCUGUUGCAGCCCCUUCUUAUUUGAAAUUUUCAACAGCGAUGGUGAAUCUCAUGGUAUUUCCCAUGUCCGAUUUGAUGACUUGAAUCCAGAAGCUGUUGAAAUCUUAUUAAAUUAUGCAUACACUUCUCAGCUUAAAGCUGAGACAGAUCUUGUUAAAGAUGUAUACUCUGCAGCAAGGAAACUUAAGAUCGAACGAGUGAAACAGGUGUGUGGAGAUUACUUAAUGUCAAAAAUAGAUGCUCAGAGCUGUAUUUCUUACCGUAAUUUUGUAAACACAAUGGGAGAUUGGCGCCUUUUAAGCAAAAUUGACCAUUACAUCCAAGAGCAUCUUCUUGAGAUUUCUGAGCAGGAUGAUUUUCUUAAACUCCCAAGACUGAACUUGGAAAUAAUGCUAGAAGAAAAUGUCUCGCUCCCCAACAAUGGUAAAUUGUAUACAAAGGUAAUCAACUGGGUUCAGCGGAGCAUAUGGGAGAAUGGUGAAAAUCUGGAUGCCCUAAUGGAAGAGGUUAGUCUGGCAAAAGAAUGACUGUAAUACAUGUAGGAUGCUAGGAAAGUCAAUUUUUUACAACUAAUUCAAUUAUCCUUUUAUGAUAAUUAGAGCCCAAAGUAAAGAAAAUAUCAGUUUUCAGUCCAAAACUGGUAGGUUUGAAGGUGAGACUGAAUCUUAUUUUCCCAAAACAAAUCUUAUGUUUUUUUUCCACCAAUUCCCCCUUUCACUUUUGUACUGUUUUAAGUUCUAAUGUUUUUUGAUUGAAAAUUGCUGUAGACUUUCAACAUUUUCCUGCAGGUUUAAUGCUUGAAUUGGCCUUUUUCUUUAGAAAAUUUCUAAUAGUUUUUUCCUCGCCAUUGAUUAUAUUUUCAUAGGUUAUUUAACAAAAGUAGGAUACCCAAGAUGGAAGAUCAAUGAAGAUACUCCAAGGUUUAAUCGUAUUGAAGCUCAAGUCUGCCCUAUGCCUUCUAAGAACAUCCACUCUGGGCAGAGAACCAUGAUGAUGAUUUUAAUGGUGUUUACUCCUUUUACAGGAUUUGUUUGACAUGUACAGCCUAAAUUUUUCUAGCUAGAAGUGCCUGCCUACUUUCUUACUAAUUCAACAGAAGGCAUUUAUAAGAUUACCAUUGUGUUGGUACCAUUUGAUUUUAUUUCUUUAGGUUUUGCUACCUUUUUAUAAACCAACAUGAGGGUGAUUUUAUAUUCAUAGUUUCUUACCCGGCAUACAUUUAUAGUAAAGGUUGCAUGCACCAGCAAUUUUAGAUUUGUAUAUUAAAAAAAGUCAAGCCCUGAUGUUAACAGGGAAUUAAUUUUUUUAAGUGAUAACUGGCUACUUGCUAUACAGUUUGUGUCUUUUAAAAUAUAAACAACAACAAUCCAUGUGUAAUGUGCACAUUUUAUUGAAGUAUUGUUACAUUUUGUUAACCCCCCUUCAGUAUUUACAAAGCACAUGAAAAAUGUUUUAACCCAAACGGCAUCACAGUGAUCUGUGAUUUUUUAAAAUAUUUGAAUUGUUAAUUUUGGUAAAUUCCCACACUAUCAUUUCACCUACAAAACAAUGGACUAGAGUAUGUAAAGACUGCAUAUUAAACAUAACUUAUUGGUACAGACACCUUACUUGAAUUGUAUUCCAGUAAGUUAAUCUAAAAUUAAUUUUAAGAUGUAGAAUUGUGUUAAUGUGUAAUUUAAUGUGCAUUUGUGCAUGUACAUUUUGCAAAAAAUUUUUUGUUCUUGACUUUUUAUGAAUUUCUGUUAAAAAAAAAAAAAAAA